Messenger RNA from Epinephelus lanceolatus (giant grouper), 1209 nucleotides. The record is from RefSeq and is a predicted model, not a curated record. Lineage: Eukaryota; Metazoa; Chordata; Actinopteri; Perciformes; Serranidae.
UACACCGGAGGCAGCUGAGGGCAUGCGUUUUCACCGUCCUGCUCAUUUGGUCCCAUUCUGGCUGGCUCUUUGUGUCUUUGCUGGCAUGGCAGUUCUAUUGGUGAAUGUGACAGAUGUUUGGAAACUCGCCUUGGCUGGGGGUGCUUUUGUGGCAGCCGUCUCUUUCUAUGUAUAUAGAGAUAAGAAGAAUAAAGAGUUGGAUACAAUAAAGCAACAGCUACAGAGGACAGAGGAAGAAUUGAGAGAUGUGAAGAAACAGAAUGAAGAACUGGAGGAGAAAGUUUCAGAGUUGAAUGCACUGAAGCAACAGCUACAGAGGACAGAGGCAGAACUGAGGCAUAUGAUGAAACAGAAUGAAGAACUGGAGGAGAAAGUUUCAGAGUUGAAUGCACUGAAGCAACAGCUACAGAGGACAGAGGCAGAAAAGGCAGAUGUGAUGAAACAGAAUGAAGAACUGAAGAAGAAAGUUUCAGAAUUACAGCAGAAAUUAUCAAACUAUGAUGAGAUGAUACAGAAGAAAGACAAUGUGCUGGAUUCACUGAAGGAAAUCAGAAGAGAACUUGAGAAUCACAGAGGUCAACUCCUUUCACAGCUUGAAGAGUUGGAGCGACAGAAGAAGGAGAACAAAGAGAAGCUUCAGUCAGUGGACAGGAAAAUAACAGAGAGUGAGAGAGAAAGGACAGAUGAGAAACAGAGAUUAUUAAAAGAAAAACAAGACCUGUUAGGUGUCAAAUGGAAGCUAGAUGAGCACAAGACAGAACGGGAAAAACUGGUACUGCAUGUGGAGCAGUUACUGCAGAAAAUAAAUACUAUAGUCAGUACAGCGACUGAGUGGAAGUAAUUACUGGACAAUACCGAUUUAAAAUUAUUAGAUUCAUGCACAGAUCAUUUUCAGGAGCAAAUACAUUUUAGAGUGAAUUGCAAAACUUGGCUGGAUUAUGUGUUUGAUGUUUUCAGUACUGUCUAUCAACUCUACCAAAUACUAUUUUUUCUAAAACUAUCUGUGGCUCACUGGCAAUGAAUUUAAGUUUUUUCUGACCAAUAUCUAAUGAUUAUUUGAUGAUGAUUAUUUCUGAUGUAUCUUUGUGAUGGUUUUCUUUGAAUUCAAAUCAUAAAAGCUUUGUAUAUAAAUGAAGAAAAACAUUUUUAAAAAACAGUUUUGGGUUGUUGUUUUUUUCUUUCAAAUAAUAAAUCAUCACUGCUUAAAUU